Molecule: messenger RNA, 2272 nt
Organism: Nothoprocta perdicaria
Lineage: Eukaryota; Metazoa; Chordata; Aves; Tinamiformes; Tinamidae
Gene: GLT8D2
Product: glycosyltransferase 8 domain containing 2
Exons: 11
Coding region: 32-1150 (372 amino acids)
Cellular component (GO): Golgi apparatus
Molecular function (GO): glycosyltransferase activity
Source: RefSeq, a predicted model, not a curated record
UGCUUGGUCAUCUUUGGGGACACUUGAAUGGAUGCAAUAUCCAAAAGAACACAUGGCUCUUCUGAAGAAAACAGUUGAAAAUUUAUCAAGGAAGUGUGUGAGACGGAGAGGACUAGUUAACCAGAUCUUACUGUUACUUCUUGUUUUAACUGUGUGUGCCAUUCUGUACAACAAAGUUCACAACGUGCCAUCUUCGUUAAAGAAUGAAACAGUUGAUUUGGAGAGUCCUGAGGAAAUGGAGGAAGAAAUUCCUAUCGUAAUCUGUGCUGCUGCGGGCAGAAUGGGCGCCGCUAUAGCAGCCAUCAGCAGCAUCUACAGCAACAGCGAGGCGAACCUUUUGUUCUACGUGGUUGGCCUGAAGAACAGCAUCCCACACAUUCGGAAAUGGAUUGAAAAUUCUAAAUUGAAAGAAAUAAAAUAUAAGAUUGUGGAGUUCAACCCAAUGGUACUAAAAGGAAAAAUCAGACAAGAUGCGUCACGGCCUGAGCUAUUGCAGCCGCUGAACUUCGUUCGAUUUUACCUCCCCUUGCUUAUCCAGAAACACGAGAAAGUCAUAUACUUGGAUGAUGAUGUCAUUGUGCAAGGUGACAUCCAAGAACUCUACGAAACUAAGUUAGCUCCUGGACACGCUGCUGCUUUCUCAGAUGACUGUGAUCUGCCUUCUACACACGAGAUGGUUAGAAGUGUAGGGAUGCAGAACACAUACAUGGGAUUUCUGGACUACAGAAAGCAAGCCAUUAGAGAUCUUGGCAUCAGCCCCAGCACCUGCUCCUUUAAUCCUGGAGUCAUUGUUGCUAACAUGACCGAAUGGAAGCAUCAACGGAUUACAAAGCAGCUGGAAAAGUGGAUGCAAAGAAAUGUGGAGGAGAAUCUGUACAGCAGCACCCUUGGCGGGGGUGUCGCCACCUCCCCAAUGCUGAUUGUAUUUUAUGGGAAGCAUUCGACUAUUAAUCCCAUGUGGCACAUCAGGCAUCUGGGCUGGAGUCCUGAUACCCGCUAUUCAGAGCAUUUUCUUCAGGAUGCUAAAUUACUUCACUGGAAUGGAAGAUACAAACCUUGGGACUACCCUAGUGUUCACACUGAUCUCUGGGAAAACUGGUUCAUUCCUGACCCCUCAGGGAAGUUCAAAUUAACUCGUCCUGAGAGCUGAUACUGGAACCUACUUGAUGGAUKCAUACACCACAGGGUGCAGGAUGUGGUAAUUGCUUAAUUAAUCGGUUUAAAAAACACAAAACCCAAAGCAUGUUAAAUAGUGCUAUAAGAGAUGAUCAAUUAUAUGUGCUUAUGGGUGCAGCAGUAGCUAUGCACUUAGCUCUGCGUUCUUGACUUUCAAGUAAGGUGAAGAAACAAAUUUACUUGACACAGAAAUACUUUCAUUAAACAUUUACAGAGGUGAAAGACAGUCACAGACAUGAUGUGUUUUAAGGUAAGGUCUUUAUAAAUAUCACUAAUAGCUGCUGCUAGAAAAAUCUACACAGAAAAUACUUGCAACAUUACAGACAAGCUGCCUUUAGUCCUCUUGCCCAACGUAAGCAGCCUGAGAUUAAAAUUCGGGCAGCAUUUCUAUUAAGAGGAGCCUCUUGCCUGCAGGUAGUUGGGCAGCAGCGUGUCGCUCUGUGCCCCGGAGCGGGAUCAGUAUCAGACAGACCCUGCGCUGGCCACAGAGCCCUGCUACCACGAUGCAAAAAUCACACUCUAACACACAGUUCCUGAUUUUAUUGGCAAUCAGUGGUAGAUUUAAGACAGAUUAAGAACCUCUGCAUUACUGUAAAGAGAAGAGCACCAAUUCUGAGGGAGUACACACAGAAAUAAAAUAUUUAGUGAAACUGUCAUUGUACACUUAACCAUACUUUAUACAUAGAUAGCUGUAUACAUAGAUAUACAGUAGGUGUCUUGAGAGACCUUUCCCUUCAAAAUAAAAAGGAAAAACCAAAACCCUUACAGUAGUUAUAUACUACUGUGGUACCUACUCAGCAGUGCUAGUUACAUGCUUUUAACUUUGUUGAAAAAUAAAAUAAGAGUUGUAACAAAUCCCUGAUACAAGAUACUUUGAGCACCUGCAGGAAAAUGUCCAUGUAAACAGUGAUACGUGAUACAGUACACCUUAAAUAACAGACAAGACAAAUCCUCUACCUUUUUGACAACAUACGGAACAGCUUUAGGCUGAAGCUAAUAAACACAAUCAAACUCAUAAUGCACACUUUGUUGAUUUAAGACACAUAAUUUGGGAAGAAAACUGUAAACAUCAUACCUGCCUCAUGCCAGGCUGACA